GGGAGCAUGGCAGACACGGAGUCUCUGGGCUUCCGAGACUUCGGGCUGGACCCACGGAUCCUGCAGGCCGUGGCCGACCUGGGCUGGGCCCGGCCCACGCUGAUCCAGGAGAAGGCCAUCCCACUGGCGCUGGACGGCAAGGAUCUCCUUGCGCGCGCCCGCACGGGCUCGGGGAAGACGGGCGCCUACGCCAUCCCCGUGCUGCAGCUGCUGCUCCAUCGGAAGGCGACAGGCCCGGCCGUGGAGCAGGCGGUGAGAGCCCUUGUCCUGGUGCCCACCAAGGAGCUGGCCCAGCAGGCCCAGACCAUGAUCCAGCAACUGGCCAGCUACUGUGCCCGCGACAUCCGGGUGGCCAACAUCUCGGCCACUGACACGUCGGCCUCGCAGAGAUCUGUGCUAAUGGAGAAGCCAGAUGUGGUGGUGGGGACCCCCUCGCGCGUCCUCCAUCACCUGCAGCAGGACAAUCUGAAGCUCCGAGACUCUCUGGAACUGCUGGUGGUGGACGAGGCAGAUCUUCUUUUCUCCUUUGGCUUUGAGGAGGAGCUCAAGAGUCUUCUCUGCCACUUGCCCCGCAUUUAUCAGGCGUUUCUCAUGUCAGCCACUUUCAAUGAGGAUGUUCAAGCACUCAAGGAGCUUGUCCUGCACAACCCGGUUACCCUCAGGCUGGAGGAGUCCCAGCUGCCAGGUCCAGAGCAGCUGCAGCAGUUUCAGGUGUUGUGUGAGACAGAGGAGGAUAAGUUUUUACUGCUCUAUGCCCUGCUCAAGCUGUCGCUGAUCCGGGGCAAGUGCCUGCUCUUCGUCAACACUCUACAGCGCAGUUACCGGCUGCGCCUCUUCCUGGAGCAGUUCAGCAUUCCCAGCUGCGUGCUCAAUGGAGAGCUCCCACUACGCUCCCGGUGCCACAUCAUCUCCCAGUUCAACCAGGGUUUCUACGACUGUGUCAUCGCCACAGAUGCCGAGGUCCUGGGUGCCUCUGUUAAGGGCAAGCGUCGAGGCAAAGGGCUGAAGGGGGACAAAGCCUCCGACCCUGAGGCAGGCGUGGCUCGGGGUAUAGACUUCCACCACAUCACUGCUGUGCUCAACUUUGACCUCCCACCGACCCCCGAAGCCUACAUUCAUCGGGCGGGCAGGACUGCCCGUGCCAACAAUCCAGGCACCGUCCUGACCUUCGUGCUCCCUGCUGAGCAGUCACACCUGAGUGAGAUGGAGGCGAUGCUGGGCGGAGAGCCUGGGGCACCCAUUCUGCUCCCCUACCAAUUCCGUAUGGAGGAGAUUGAGGGCUUUCGCUACCGCUGCCGGGACGCCAUGCGCUCAGUCACCAAGCAAGCCAUCCGGGAGGCAAGGCUGAAGGAGAUCAAGGAUGAGUUGCUGCACUCAGAGAAGCUCAAGACCUACUUUGAAGACAACCCCAGAGACCUGCAGCUUUUGCGGCAUGAUCUGCCCCUGCACCCUGCUGUGGUGAAGCCGCACCUGAGCAAUGUCCCUGACUACCUGGUUCCCUCUUCUCUUCGUGGCCUUGUUCACCCUCACAAGAAGCGGAAGAAGCUGCCUUCCUUCAAAAAGGCCAAGAAGAAGAGCCAGAACCCGCUGCGCAGCUUCAAGCACAGGGACAGGCCUAGGCCAACUGUGAAGCCCUCAUGAAUCCUGGGACCAUGCGGAGGGCAGAUGUGUGGACAGCUGGACUUUGUGCACUCCUGCCCCAGACAGACUCACUUUGGGCCAGGCACAGCUGUGGGUCGUGAUCCUGCCAACCAGCAUUUGGCCCCUGGAACGGAAUAAAGAUUUUAGCUGCCCAGU
Suncus etruscus (white-toothed pygmy shrew) is the source of this 1797-nucleotide messenger RNA. RefSeq names its product DEAD-box helicase 56 (gene DDX56). Gene Ontology annotation, molecular function: nucleic acid binding; RNA helicase activity; ATP binding. Bases 7 to 1641 code for a protein of 544 amino acids. Gene Ontology annotation, cellular component: nucleolus. The transcript has 14 exons. The record is from RefSeq and is a predicted model, not a curated record. NCBI's taxonomy places the organism in Eukaryota, Metazoa, Chordata, Mammalia, Eulipotyphla, Soricidae.